Messenger RNA from Anolis carolinensis (green anole), 11078 nucleotides. RefSeq names its product nuclear factor of activated T cells 2 (gene nfatc2). Gene Ontology annotation, molecular function: transcription factor binding; DNA-binding transcription factor activity, RNA polymerase II-specific; RNA polymerase II cis-regulatory region sequence-specific DNA binding. Lineage: Eukaryota; Metazoa; Chordata; Lepidosauria; Squamata; Anolidae. The coding region runs from base 305 to 3067 and encodes 920 amino acids. The transcript has 11 exons. Gene Ontology annotation, biological process: calcineurin-NFAT signaling cascade; cytokine production; regulation of transcription by RNA polymerase II. Gene Ontology annotation, cellular component: transcription regulator complex. The record is from RefSeq and is a predicted model, not a curated record.
UGGUGUUUGGAGCGCAGCCCGGAGGCGAAAGAGCCGAGCCUGCCCGCACGGGCUUCAUCUUUCUCUUCCAGGCGCGCCUUGCAGGUGCAUUGACUGAGCCUUGCAGGCGGGAGACACUCCGGGCUUGGAACUUACAAGGCGAAGGGGUGAAAGUCUCCGAAGUUUAAGGAAGCUUCUCCCACCAGCACCAGCACCACCACCAUCUCCCCCUAGUCUUUUCAUUUGCGGAAAGGUGUGCAGGACGCAGAGGGCAUCCAUUCCUCCCCCUUCCCCUCCUUCCCCACCGACCAAAGCGGCGCAGAGAAUGGCUUCCAGCCCCAACGAUUCGGAUCCAAACUCCCAGCCGGGAGACCCGGAUCAGACUUCUAAUAUCAGUCCUCAAGAAGAGCUAGACUUCUCCAUUUUAUUCGAUUAUGACUAUGACAACUCUAUCGCAGAAGAACCGACACCUUCACAUAAAAUCAUCAGCCCACCCUCUGGAGUAACUUACCCUCAUGACGAUGUCUCGGAUUAUGGCCUGAAGCCAUACCCCUUCGUUUUGCCUAGUCUUUCAGCAGAUCACAUGGGUCGGUAUGGACAGCCAGAUAGCUUAGGGUCAAAAUGCUACUUGGACCCUGUCAAGGCUGCCGGCCCCCCUACUUUGAGCCCUAGGAUUGAGAUAACACCAUCUUAUGAACUGAUUCACUCGGGGGGUCCUUUCGGCAGCAGAGACACAGAUCUAUUGGUAGAGCAUCAGUCCAGCUCAGCUGCCACUAGCCCAAGGUUUACCCUGCCUGUCCCUGGCUUUGAAAGCUAUCGAGAACCGCUCUGCCUGAGCCCUCCUAGCAGUGGCUCGUCUGCAAGCUUCAUUUCAGAGACUAAUUUCUCUCCUUACACCUCACCAUGUGUUUCACCAAAUAAUGGCCCUAGUGAUGACCUUUGUCCACAGUUUCAAAACACCCAUGCUCAUUAUUCCCCCAGAACCUCUCCAAUAAUGUCCCCACAAACAACCACCGUGGAGGAUACCUGCCUGGGGCCGCGUUCACCAUCACCACGUCCCAACUCAAGAUCGUCAUCACCGGGCGCAAAGAGGAGGUACUCUUGCACUGAGUUCUACGGAAGUCAGCAUCCCUCCGCUUCUCCACGGCAAUCGAGGACCCCCUCUCCACAGGCCUCUCCUCAGAUUUCCUUGAGAGAAGACGGAUCUUCAGUCACGUACACCCAGUUGUCCACUUCUUCUACUCUCAUGGAUGCAAUGAGCAACCUCAGCACAGAUCCUUCUUGUGGAGUUCCCACAAAAAUAUGGAGAACCAGCCCAGAUCCUUCUUCAAUGCAUUCCCACAAAGCCAGCAUGUCGUGUCAUGUGCUUCAGCCUAUUGAAUACAUUGGGACUUGUGAUCAGGAUGACCGAAGAAACCCACCACCAGAAUCCAUCUUAUUAGUGCCACCAUCUUGGCCAAAGCAACUAAUGCCUGCAAUACCUAUCUGCAGCAUUCCUGUACAAUCCCUUCCACCACUUGAGUGGCCACUCUCCAGCCAUUCUGGCUCUUAUGAACUGAGCGUUGAAGUCCAGCCGAAACCCCACCAUCGUGCCCAUUACGAAACAGAAGGGAGUCGAGGGGCAGUCAAAGCACCAACAGGGGGGCACCCAGUGGUCCAGCUUCAUGGUUACAUGGACAAUAAGCCCCUGGGCCUUCAGAUCUUCAUUGGAACAGCAGAUGAGCGGAUUCUUAAACCACAUGCUUUCUACCAAGUUCAUCGCAUUACGGGGAAAACAGUCACCACAACAAGUUAUGAGAAAAUCAUUGGCAACACCAAAGUGCUGGAAAUUCCCCUGGAGCCAAAAAACAACAUGAAAGCAACUAUUGACUGUGCAGGCAUCCUCAAGCUAAGAAAUGCAGACAUUGAACUACGGAAAGGGGAGACCGAUAUUGGUCGGAAGAACACUCGCGUGAGGCUGGUUUUCCGUGUACACAUUCCAGAAUCCAGUGGCAGAAUAGUAUCUCUGCAAGUAGCAUCCAAUCCCAUUGAAUGCUCCCAACGCUCUGCUCAUGAACUUCCGAUGGUUGAGAGGCAAGAUGUUGACAGCUGUCUUGUUUACGGUGGGCAACAGAUGAUCCUAAGUGGCCAGAAUUUCACUGCUGAAUCUAAGGUUAUAUUCACAGAGAAAACACCAGAUGGCCAACAGAUAUGGGAGAUGGAAGCCACAGUGGAUAAAGAUAAGAGCCAGCCUAAUAUGCUUUUUGUAGAGAUUCCAGAAUAUCGGAACAAGCACAUCCGUACUCCCGUCAAGGUGAAUUUCUAUGUGAUAAAUGGAAAAAGGAAAAAAAGCCAACCACAACAUUUCACCUACCAUCCAGUGCCUUCCAUCAAAACAGAGCCCAUUGAUGAUUAUGAUCCAGCUUUAAUCUGCAAUACAGUACACAGUGGUCUAAGAACAGUAACACAGCCUUAUUAUUCACACCAUACAAUGGUCUCCGAGUCUCCUUCCUGUCUUGUGGCCACAAUGGCUUCCUGCCAGCAGUUGCGCUCAAGCUUGUCUUCUCCUGAAUCUCAGUAUCCUCAGCAAAACCCAGGAGCUGUAAUAUAUCAAAGAAGCAAAAGUCUCAGUCCUAGCCACUUGGGCUAUCAGCAGUCCAGCUUAAUGGCUGCACAAGUUUCCAUUCCAGAUGUUCACAGGUCAGUGUUGGUGCACACAGGAUCUCCCAGCCAAAGUUCAGCAGGGCUUCAUCAUUCUCCAGCCAAUCAGCAGUCUCCUCCUGUGAUUCACUGCUCUCCUUCGACCAACCAACACUUGAGGUGUGAAAGCCAUCAGGAAUUUCAACAUAUUAUGUGUAGCGAAAACUUCACAUCCAGUGGAGUGAGACCCAGCCAGCCUCAGGUCAGCCAAGCACAAAGGUUAAGCCCAAGUUCAUACCCUACCGUGAUUCAGCAGCAGAGACCAGUCAAAAAUGGACCGCCAGUAAGCGACCAGAAAGAAACCACAUCAACAGGAGUCACCGUUAAACAGGAACAGAAUCUUGACCAAGCCUACUUGGAUGAUGAGCUGAUAGAUACACACCUUAGCUGGAUACAAAACAUUAUAUGAAACAGAAUGACUGUGCUUUUUUGAUCCGAGCAAUCAAAGUCCAAGUUAACGAAAUUAUCAGGAAAGAAUUUUCAGGACUGCCUGCCAGAAGUCAGACAUAGAAGAGAUUUGCAAGUCAACUUUUAUUGGACGCUUCCGUACCUGACCUCUUAGAUUCCUCUCUUGCCCCAUCAGCCUCCUGCUUCCUUAACUGAUCAUCUCAAGGCACCAGUUCAACACCAGGAACAAUGCACUGGCAUCAAACUGACAGCUUUGACUAAGCAGUCCGGCACCUCUCACUGUAAACAUCAAAAAGAACACUCUUCCUUUUGUUCAAAGAUCAUGUCGUUCUCAUGUAACAAGGCGUGCGCUUGACACAAUAUAUUACUAUGAUUACUAAUGCGCACACACACAUUUGCAGAAUGGAAAGAGCUAUGCAACUGAAAAAAGAAGGCAUCAGUCCAGAAACCUGUGCUGAAGUGGGAUUAUGUUUGUGCUGUGAACCACACCGGAUGAAUUGCAAAGUUACUCAUUCAACAGAAAAUAGUCUGGAUUCCAAAGUAAUCAAGUUGGCCAUUUUUUAAAAAUAAAAAGAUAAGACCACUCACAAAAUAAUGCAUAGGCACUGAGCCAGAAAAAUUUAAGGGAGCAAAAUUACCUUUGUUCUUUUGCAAAUAGGGAUUUGACCACCUUUUCGGCACAAUGGGAGCUUCAUAAGCAGCAACAAAGAAUCUAGGGCAAGAAGGCUACUGCAAUGAGAAAAAGAAGGAAAGCCACACUGUAUGGACACAUCUGCUUAUCAAGCUAUAAUGCAGUGCUCUGAAUUGGGCUUUACUGUAUUGUUGUUCUCAUCUCAGGAUACAUGGAAGCCAAACUUGUUUUGCUUUGAGUUAGAAGAUAUAUAAACUCAACCAACAAUACAAUGAAAAAUUGAAUGUUUUAGAACCCAUGGAUUUCACUGGAAGAUAUUUGCAUUAGUCAGUGCAUAAAACUCCCUCUGAAAUCACUGGAAUUUAAAAUCGGUAACAUUGUGUUUCCAUUUUCUUCUUAGUGAAUUUUUCAUAUCCGAUGUGGGGGUAUAUAUGGAUAAUGCAAAAGUAUUUGUCUUAUAUUCUCACAACAGAACUUGUUUGCUUUUUAGUAAUAUGAACUGGAAACUGUUUCCAUACUUUAACAAUGAUUUUUUCUUCGUGGUACAAAUUACAAGAGCAAACUACCCUAAAAAGAUGCCAUGAUUUCAUUCAUAGGAAAAGUGACAUGCAGAGUAGCUUAACUAGUUAAACUGGUUAAAUAUUUUUCCUGUCUUGGUGCUCAUGCCAGCAGCUAGCCAAAUACCCAGAUAUCUCAGGGACCUUUUUUCAUUAUGUUGCAAUAAGGUGAUUUUCUUUCCUCCAGUGAAAAAUGUUUAGAUUUCCUGCAAAAGAUAAUUGACAUAUAGUCAAUGUAGAGAUCUUGAUUCUCUAAGACAGUGGUUCUCAACCUAGGGUCCCCAGAUGUUUUUGGCCUUCAGCUCCCAGAAAUCCCAACAGCUGGUAAACUGGCUAGGAUUUGUGGGAGUUGUAGGCCAAAAACAUCUGGGGACUCCAGGUUGAGAACCACUGCUCUAAGAGCUCCAUUACAAGAAGAAACCACAAUAUGUUUGAGCUUUCUUAAACAUUGUAUCAAGAAGGAUAGCCAAUUUUAUUUUCUCGGCCAGCUUGUGUAGUGCAGAAGUGGCAACUGAGGAUCAGUCUAUACAUCUACAUGAAGUUCAGAAUUCAGAAUUUCUGGAAUUACAUCACCUUAGGCUGCAGUUGUGGUGUAUUAGGAUAAUUUCAUAUUUGAAUGUUUCAUCAGAGUAUUUUAGUAUUUAUGCAAAAAAAAGCACAACAGAAAGAGGUGAUGCAGUAGUUUUCUAACUGACAAGCCAGCUUUAUGCCCCCCCCUCAAAUCUGAUAUUUUACAAUUCCAGAAAAUGCACGCCAUGUAAUUUAGCAUCACAUGUACAUUGACUCAAAUAUGCUAUAUGUAUUGAGGCUCAUAGCAAGUAACUAAUCUUAUUGUUCUAACUUAUUGUGCUAACACCAGCCAUAUAGAUUGAGAGAGCAAGGCAGCACUAUGCUGUAUCAUCUGGCCAUUUAUAAGCAAUACACAGGAAGAAGAGAAGGAGCUACUACCCUCAAUUGCUUCAACCUUUUUAUGACAGUGGAUCUGUUGUUGUAUGGGCUUCUGGCUCUCCAUACCAUUGGCACUGACAAUUGCCACUGUUUACAUAGACACAGCAGAGUACGCCAAAUUAACUUUUCUCAUAGAGAGAGAGGAUACUUCUGAGUAUUUCCAAAGUCCUUAGUAUGAUAAACAUUGAGGCAGGAUAGCCAUGUGUGCCCAUUUGCCUUCCAGUUACCCAUUGACUUGUGGUGCAACCCCAUAAAUUGCAAAAGAUUUUCUUAAGCAAGGAAUACUCAGGUGGUUUUUGCCCAAUCCUUCCUCUGGUAUUCCCAUUCAAUACUAGCCAGGAAUGAUCCAGCUUAGUUGCAAAGAUCAGACAGGAUUUGGUGACUCCCCUAGGUAAAAUAACUAGAUUGCAGUUUACAGAUUUCCCCUUUCAGUCUCUUGCUGACUUGGAAGGACAGCCAGUCUGCCAUCUAGGGUCCAACCUAGUCUUCUUGUCAGUCCCUUCUUUGACUUGCCCUAAGAUCAAGGGAAGCGGUGGCAUAUAUGAAAAGGAAGGGACAGAAAAGGACAAUAGCAGUUGUACGUGCAAAGGGAUUUUCAGUUUCACAUGAAAUUGAUUUUUAAAGCCUACCCUCUCAUGCAAUUCACAAUACCUUCCAGAAACAAAUUGUAUAGCCUCUGAAUUUCAGAGCACAUCUUGGAGUUAUUGUCGUGUCAGGUUAAGUAGCAGACAAAACAGAAAGUUGUUUUGACAUUUUGAAAAUCCUUCCUCAUCUUGUCACUGUUCUUCCUAAGGAGAAAAUACACUUUUGUUUAUUUUGGCUCAAUAAGAAUGACCCAGCAUAACACUGAAAAGCAAAAAAAUGUAAAGAAGUGAUGUAAUUUGGCAAUGAGUUUAAACACCAAAAAAAAAAAAAAAACCAGCAAGAUAAAGGAAAUAUUUAGCAGACAUAUAGUGUUUUUUGAGCAUUCAUAUUGAAUAAGCUAAACACAGUAUGUAAUUUUGUGACCAGGCUUACAAAUAAGGGACAAGAAGGCGCAUUUUGAAAGAUCUUGCAGCUUAUUAGAUAAUGUCUCUACUGGUAGGAAGUAUUGCUGCUUGAGACAGACCUGCUUCAAACUUUUUCAGAAUGAGAUGAAACUAGAUAAGCAUUCCUUUGGAUCCUAUCCUGUCCAAUAUAUUUUAAAAUGCCCAAAUAAGAGAUUGUUCUGCAAUCAAUAAUAAGACAAGGCAGGCUGAGUAUCCUUUAUCCAGAAUUCUGAAAUGCAAAUUACUCCCAUAUUGUCCUCCUGGGCAAUAAGAUUGCUUCCUGAUUAUUUAAUGUACACAAAGUUUGUUUCCUGCACAGAGCUAUUUCAGGCAUUGUGCAUAAAAUACCCUUUGGGCUAUGUGUCUAUAGUGUAUAUGAAACAAUUAAUAAAUUCUAUGUUUAGACCUGGGUCCCAUCUCCAAUAUCUCAUUAUGAACACUUCUAGUUCAAACAGUUCGAAUAAGGGAUACUCAGCAUGUAGCAGAAAUAAACCUAAUCACGAUGUUGCAAUUCAUCCUUUUAAAGCUAAUUAAUUUCCAUGUUGCUUGUUGAUUGGAAAGUCCCUUUUCCAAAUAUGCUCAGGGAUUAUGAUUCAUCUUAGAAAUGUAUCCAAGAUCUCAUGAUAACCAAUUUCUGCCAUGAGCUACUCAUCAUUAAUGUAUUCUUACCUAUGGCUGGUAAACCAUAGGCAAUGACAAUUUUGCACUUUUUUUUGUUGAUAAUGGUGCCUUGAAUUUACAUUCCCAUUGAAGAAGUAGCAAAGCAACAUGUGUUUUGUAUAUGCUAAAAUAAUGGGACAGGCUGUUUCUUAAUGCAGGAUUGUAUACCUGGUGCUCCCCAUUCAGUGCCUACUUUUACCUUUCUAUUCGUGGUGCCCCAUUUGUCUGAAGAUGGGUUUGAAUUCUUACUUUAUCAGUGCCAAAGUCAUUCCAGGUGAUAGCACCCAUCAAAGCUAGUCCUGAGCUUCAGCACUUGCUGAUGCAAUGCCUUGAUUGUCUUCACAAAUUUUAUCUUAAAAGUAAAAAAAAAAUGUGAAAAGCAAGAAUUAUGCUGUUUGUUCCCACUCCCAUGUCAACUAGGAAGAAAACUACAGUGAAUGUUAAUUGAAUGGGUCACUUGCUUUGUUCAUUGUUGUUGUUGGGGUUUUUUUGCAUCCAAAGAAAUGAGUAGGAAUUCUACAGUUGCAGUCCCGUGCCUUCCUUAUAUGCUAGGUGUAGUUUCAUAUAUUGUGUGUGUAGUAUAGGCUACAUAUUUAAAAAUAUGGUGGCUAUAUGAAGACAAGCUAUCCUACUGUAUUUACUUUUGAACAUUUUGCAAGCAGCUGUUUCUAAAUAAUAGGUAUAUAUUUAUUUCUGAAACAAGAGAACCCCUUUAGAGGCAAUUAUACAGAUUUCUGUCUUUAUACGUAAUGAAUACAUUAAAGUAGCAUAGAGAAUUCUGAAUCCUUCCAUAUUAAACAUUAUUUCUUUUGGUUCUGCAGACAUUUUACAGUAUUAAUGUUAUAAUAUUGAUGGAAGUAUCUCUCUAUUCUAAAGUUAAAUCAGAUUCACCUAGGCCAAGUUAAUUGCUUCAUGUGAGUUUAUUUGGAAGAUAGCCAUAGCAACAUAUUAGGAAAUUCUGUCUUUCCUUAGUUAUCUGAAAGUUUCACUGCUGUGCCUUCCUGCCAUUGUACCAAAAGUUCUCCCAGGGCAUUGUCUGUGAGGUGAACAGCUUUAAUGCAUUUUCCAUUAAUGUUAUACUAUGCUCAAGUAUAAAUGACAUAUUGUAAUGCAAAAGAUCAUCUCUCGUAUUUUUAGUGUCUUUUUCUAAUUUCCAUUCUUCUAUCACAACUUUGCUUGCAAAUUACAGGAUGAGCUCCUGUAGACCUUUGCAUCAAAUAGACAAUAUGGAGAAAAUGAAGCCAUCCGUCUUAACAUAUAAGCAAUUGGAGAGAGUUUAAGGAGAGGACAGAUGUGAGGAAGAGGCUUUUGUCCUUUUUGAAUGCAUUUUGAAAGUAAAGAAUAAGAAAGGAGAAACCGUGUGGAGAUAAUUUGUAAUUUAAAUGGACACAUUUCAUUUACAAAUUAUCUCAUUUUUCUUUUUGUUUCUCACUCCCUCUUUUAAUCCGUGAGGUUGAGCAAAAUGUUAGAUUGACUGAAUUUCAAUAGUGGAAGCGUCUGUUGGAUGUGAUUUUGUUGGUAAAAAGAAUAUCGAAUAGUUACAGUUUGCACUCAGUUAAUACUGCUUUUGGGACACAAUCCAGGCAAAUUAAGCACUUUUGCUUUAUACCUUGCUAGAUAGGAACUUUAUGCAAUAUGUAUGUAAUAUAGAAUACAUAAAUCCAUUAGGAAAGAGAGAGAUAAGCAUGUGUUUAAUUCGUCCGUCCUAAUCUUAUAAAGUGUCUCUUUUUGGUUGGAUUGUGCUCCUUGUAAAUAUGUAUCUUUUCUAUCUUCGUUGGGAACAAUCUGUUAUGUUUUAAAUGUAGGGUGUGUUCAAAGACAGCGCCAUGUUACAAUAUUUUUAAAGCUGCAUCUUGGUUAUAUAUUGAUAUAUAAAAAUAUCAAACAGCUAGCACAGUGUAUUUUUGAAAAAUAUGUAUAUUGUAUUAUAAGAUCUUUUAAAAGAAAUGGACUUCUAUGUUUUUUUAACUGCCACAGAUAAUGCAAUUCUUCUAUGUUAAUAUUUAUAAAUAGCUAGUUUUGCAUUUUCUUCAACUGCAGCUUUAAUAAGUGCUCUUACAUAGAAGGAAGCAUUGCUGAAAUCAGUGGGGGCAGACCUGGACUCUUGUGAUCUUGGAGAACAAGGGCUACAGUAUCUCCCCAGGGAUCUUUAAGUCCCUCUUAGCUUUGCUACAUCCCUUUACUCAUAUUCUUCCAUUGUGUCAACCUUACAAUUGCUACUCCCAAAGACUUAGCUUGUAUAUUAUCUUUUAUAAAUACCUUAGUGGGUGUUUGAUAUGAGUCAUCUGUCCAUACAUCUCAAUUAAAGAUUCUGCUAUUUUGGAUGCUCAUAUUGAAAUUUUAAGGUCAAUGUACAGAUGUAUUUGCUCUGUUUAAUAUGUCAGUUGAAAUUGCCCUGCCUUCCCCUCACUGCUGCAUAACAGUUGCAAAUGACAGUUAUCUGCUUCAUUGACAAAUCAAUAAUCAUGUCACAUAGCCAAUUAUAAGAUUUGUUUAUUCAUUUCUACUUGCUUGCAUAUAAUGUAUAAUUUAGAAAAAUCCAAUAUCUCUGGUAUUUCUGUAAAUUGAAAGUGCUGAUAGCAGUUGCACAAUCUUCCAUAGACCAAAGAGGAAGGAGUAUACAAGCGUAAUGUAAAUGCAUCUGAUGUGUGGCCUUGGGGAAAAAAUGAGAAUAUUGAUAGUCCUAGCUUUUUGUUUUUAAAUACUGAUUUCUUGUCCUCCUGGUUACAGAAAUGAAUGGCCAUAAAUGUGCUAAAAUGAUCAGAAGAAGGGAACAAGACCAUUCAUUUUCAAGGUUUUCCAAGUGUUAACUCAGGUUCUUCAUGUUUAUGUGUGAGAUAAGAAAAAAGACUAUCAGAAUUAUAUUGUGAAAUAUCAAGCACAAUGACUUGCAAUUUUUUAUUCUUUCAUUUACCCUAAAAUGUUGCUGUGCCUGACUAUCCCUGGAUUAGGCUGACUAUAUUUACCAGCAGUACAUUGGCACAUUUCAUGUUCAAGAAAAUGAUAUGGAAAUUAUGUUCUGCAAGUGAAUAAUAUGCAUCAAUUAGCCCUUCCAGCUCAUGAUGAACUUCUUCUUCUUCUUCUUCUUCUUCUUCUUCUUCUUCUUAUUAUUAUUAUUAUUAUUAUUAUUAUUAUUAUUAUUAUUGAGCAUGUUGUGCAGUCCUAAUAGAAGCAGCCAUCAGAUGGUGGGAAAGUGCUGGGAUUCAAGCUACAUCUGAUAAUUGUUUUAUCAUUUUUGAACUGAAUUGAUUUUAUUUGCACUAAAUUGUAAGCGUGUUCCUAAACUGGUCCAGCAAAGCCAGAGGACUUCAUGUAAUUACCCUCUGAAAAUGAAGAUUAACUACAGUUAGCACCCAAAGAUGAGGUGUAACAAUCCUGCUUUUGUUCAGUAGUCACAUACUCCAUGAUUGAUUUUGUCUGGAUGUUCCCAGAAGUGGAGCCAUUGAGACCUACCCUGUCUUGGAACGCAUGUCUAUCAACAGCUGUGAGCCACAAAUUAAGUAUCGGUUGCUGGGAACACCGAAGAUGGAGAGCUUUUGCCUUCGUAUCCUGUUUUUCUCAAAGCAUCUGGUUGGCCGCUCUGAGGAAACUGGAUUCUGGACUAGAUAGCCCUUUGUUCUGAUCCAGCAGGGCCAUUCCUAAGUGACACCAAAGAUUUUGAUUUCCCACAUCUGUAAGCCAAAUGAAAGAGCUCUACUGAUCAGACUGUACACUCAGUUUAAAGAUGGCUCUGUUCGACUUUCUGCUGGUCUUCAACCAUUUUUGGGAGCAGGAAAUUGAACAUUAAAGUGUACAGUUAGUAUCAUUUAAGAAAAUACCCUGAAGGACACUUCAGAAAAAGGAAGAAAGACUCUUUAGAUCUCGUGGAAAUCAAUAUUAAUAUACAUAUUGGGGAAAUGGUUUUCAGUGCUCCAAGGUAAAUAUCAAGCAUAAAUAUGCAACUAGCAAUGUUUAUUUACUGAAACAAGAAAUCAGCUUUUAAUUUCCAUAUCUUUUGAAGUAAAUUCCAUGUUCAAAAUGUCAUUACAUUUUUUAAAAAAUAACAAAAGAAUGCGAGUUGUAUCUCUGUUAUAUUCUACCAGCGUAAUAUUUUAAUCUUCAGUUUACUUGUGAUCUCAUUUUUUGUAAAAUAUUUUUAUACAGCUUGUACUAGUAUAGUCUAGCAAUAAAUCAAAAGGCAACAACUAC